AUGGAUCUCGAAGAUUUUGAGGUAGACUUCGAUCUUGGCGAGUUCCUCAAGAAUGGCGAUCGAGAAGAGGUCAGUGAAUCGAUCGCAGCAGCUGGCACGCCAGAGCCAACAACAACUCCAGAUUUCCGUCAGGGUUUUGCGGGUAGCGAUCGGGCAGUCUCGCCUCCUCCAGAAAAUCCAAGCUCGAGCCGCUCUGAUUUCCGGGAUUUCGGCCUUGGAGAGAGCGCAAGGAUCUUAGGCACGAGUGCCAAGCGAUCUUUGCGAGAAAACGAUCAAGGUAACGUCCAGAAGAAAGCCAAGACCGCAUCAGAGGAGCCGAUGUUCUUGGAUUUCCUGGACAUGGAGGAUAGUCGGGACUGGACUGUGCCAAGGACUCUCAACGUUGCCAGCAGUCCUGCAAGAGCCGACGAAGAACCUCCACAACGGAGCUUAGAAAACGACUUUGGUGCUCCAGAGAUUUUUGGAGCAAAGUCACAAAAGCUUGCUUACACGAUUCCAGGACCAGCCGGGGCCAUGCAGCUGGGCAUAAAACGAUCAGAGCCUUGCGAAGUUUCGCGCAAAGAAAAUCCUUUUGAUCACUCGGACUUUAGAAGUUCUGCGUGGCUGGCGGCCCUUCGCUACUGUCAGAUCGGCGAGAUUGAUCCGGUGAAGUACUCACGCCGUGAUUCCACAAUCAGCCAUAUCAAGUCAUCCUCUUGUGUCGAACGUAUUCCCCAGCUGCUUGCGAUAAUCCAAUCGUGUACUCCAAAUGGAUGCGGAGACGCUUUUGUGACACUCAAGGAUCCGACAGGCACGAUUGGUGGAACCGUCCACAAGAGAGUGCUUGCCGAGACUGAGUUCGGCAGGGACAUUGUGCCAGGAGCAGUCAUCGUCCUGUCCAAGGUGACCGUGUUUAAGCAAUCGAUUCGGACCCAGUACCUCAACAAUGCUGUACAGGUUGUGCAAGCUUGUUGAAAGGCUCAGGAUCUCAGUUAGUAAGUUUUUUGAAGGUAAGAUUUGACCAGCUUGACCUUCUCAGUCGUUCUCUGCUUUCAAUCACGUCAUAAAUCUAUUUCCGAUUCCUAAAAAUAUGGAGGGUUAC
Molecule: messenger RNA, 1081 nt
Organism: Selaginella moellendorffii
Lineage: Eukaryota; Viridiplantae; Streptophyta; Lycopodiopsida; Selaginellales; Selaginellaceae
Exons: 6
Coding region: 1-954 (317 amino acids)
Biological process (GO): recombinational repair
Source: RefSeq, a predicted model, not a curated record